GGUGUUUGCAUCGCUUAUCACCUGGCUAAUAUGGUGCCUCGGUGACUCACUUGAUAGCCCACACUCUGCACCAUACUGAUAAGCUGGAAAAGGAAAAAGGACGCCCAACCCCCAGAAAAUACGUAGGAAUAAGCGAGAACGCACCAAUUUUCCAGUUGCGUUUCCCUUCGCCGAGCCGGCAAACGCUUCCAGCCGGCUUUUGUUUUUUUCACUCAGUAUUGGUCGCGCCAUCGAGGCAGACUGUGUACUCUGCUCAGCGAAAAACGCUAAAUACGCUAAAACAGAUGCGAAUUAUGUACAUUUAAACAGUGUUUAACGUCUAAAUACGAUCUAAGAACGUUCGGAAAUCGUUGUCACUUGGGUUUUCCGUUCCGUUUUACGUUUGUUUUCCGUUUUUAGUUUUGUUUUUAGCCGCGAAAACGCCGGCUGUCAAAUUCUGUGUACGCAAUAACGUUCAGUGUACGUGUUGUGACGAUCUGGACCUACUAAAGGCCAGUUUGUAUUAAUUGUGUUUUGGUUUUGUUAUUUACCGGGAGUUGUGGUUGAGCACGUGUCUUAUCGAUCGCCGGCUUCAGAGACAAUGGAUGAAGAAUUACUUAUAAACCUGGUGAGGGAGCACGGAGAGCUGUAUGACUCGGAACACAAGCAGUAUGAAGACCAACAUAAGAGGGAGGCUGCUUGGCAGGAUAUUGCUAAGAGAACAAAUCAAACAGCUCAAGAGUGCAGAGACAGAUGGAAACGGCUACGAGACAACUACAGAAAAGCCCGAAAACUACGUCAAACAAAAAAGGCACAAGGUUUCAAAAAAAUAAAACCAAUAAAGCACGAAAAAAUAUUCGCCUUUAUUGACUCUAUAAUAGAUAACAGAGAAAGAACGGAUCCUACAGAGCCAGACGAUGACACUGAUAGUGCUUCAUCAACGAAUGUAGAAAAAUUUGUAGACGUCACAGAAAAUGCAGUACCAGAGUUCGAGAGAAAUAACGAAGAGACUACUGAAAACAAUACAUUGGUCAAAUUCUUUGCAAAUUUAGGUGAAACCGUUAACACUUUUCCACCAGAAGUGCAGAUCAGAGUAAAAAGAGACAUUUUUAGAAUUAUAAACGAGGCUGAAGAAGAAGUGCUUACAAAUAGGUUAAGUAUAAGAGGAGUGAGAAGAGUCAACUUGCAAGAUGUGAACGUGAAGUAUGAAACGUCGGAUUUUGAUUCAAAUUUUUAAGAUUUUCAGAUUUAGUUAAUUAUACAUUAGCAUA
Messenger RNA from Cydia fagiglandana, 1250 nucleotides. RefSeq lists its product as uncharacterized. Bases 581 to 1216 code for a protein of 211 amino acids. Lineage: Eukaryota; Metazoa; Arthropoda; Insecta; Lepidoptera; Tortricidae. The record is from RefSeq and is a predicted model, not a curated record. The transcript is spliced from 3 exons.